AUACAGCUGUUGCAUUGUGGGAUUGGCAGACAGUAGAGGGGCUGGUGUGCCGUUCAGUGUACAGUCAGACCAGUAGGAAGUCGCACGAGCUUCUCCGCAGCAGCAGCAGCAGCAGCAGCAGCGCACAUUUUUCCCGGCAGAUCUUGAGGUUAACGGACCCUGACAGAAAAAUGUCCACCAUGUUGGGGACGGUCGCCAAACAGCUGAAGAGCCACCCUGCUCUCAUCCCCCUCUUCAUCUUCAUCGGUGGCGGGGCAACCAUGAGCAUGACGUACUUGUGUCGACUGGCUCUGAAAAACCCUGAUGUCUCUUGGGAUCGCAAGAACAACCCCGAGCCCUGGAACAAAAUGGAGCCCAACCAGCAGUACAAACUUUUCAAAAUCAACAUGGACUACUCCAAGCUGAAGAAGGACAGGCCUGAUUUCUAAGUCAUCGUGUCUUUGCACCUCCGUCACUGAUAUUGUCGUCAGUGCGAGGAGCCUUUGCACUUUUUCGCCGAACACAUAACAAUCCCUUGACGCUGAAUGAAGGCUGAUUUCCAGUGUGAAGGGGGGGAAGGGGAUCAUUCACUUAUCAAUGACUGUAUGAAUAAAACAGGCGACCACCUGUUUAACUUAUGAAUUUAUUUUUGAAUGUAUUAAUUAUUAAAUAUAUUUCAAUCUCA
Epinephelus moara (kelp grouper) is the source of this 664-nucleotide messenger RNA. RefSeq names its product NDUFA4 mitochondrial complex associated b (gene coxfa4b). The coding region runs from base 171 to 428 and encodes 85 amino acids. Lineage: Eukaryota; Metazoa; Chordata; Actinopteri; Perciformes; Serranidae. The record is from RefSeq and is a predicted model, not a curated record. The transcript is spliced from 4 exons.